This is a messenger RNA of Leguminivora glycinivorella, 646 nucleotides long. RefSeq names its product DNA polymerase epsilon subunit 4 (gene PolE4). Gene Ontology annotation, molecular function: protein heterodimerization activity. Gene Ontology annotation, cellular component: nucleus; epsilon DNA polymerase complex. The coding region runs from base 95 to 541 and encodes 148 amino acids. The record is from RefSeq and is a predicted model, not a curated record. The transcript is spliced from 2 exons. NCBI's taxonomy places the organism in Eukaryota, Metazoa, Arthropoda, Insecta, Lepidoptera, Tortricidae.
CCCUGGCUCUGGUGUAUAAUAGCGCGCGGUUAUUGUUUUCUUGUGUUUUUACUGUAAAUUUAUUACAAUUAUUCGUGUAAAUUUAUAAAUAACAAUGACCGAAAGCGAGCAUUAUACGGAUAUCGACAUAUCAGACGUUAUCGACGACACAGAACAGUAUGCGGACACUGAACAAUACAUCGAUACUGAAAUAAACUCCGAACCCAUCGAAAGUGAGAUUCUUCAAGAAUCCGAGCUAGUCAGAUCUGAAGAACAUGUAGAAAAAAAGCCUCAGAGUGCAAAGAGCGAGGUGGUGAAGGCUACGAGAUUACCUAUAGCGAGGAUUAAGAAUAUUAUGAAGCAAGACCCUGACGUGAGCGUCAUCAGUGCUGAUGCUGCGUUCUUAGUUACGAAAGCAACGGAAUUAUUUCUAGAAACAAUAGUCAAAGAAACAUACAACACAUCAACUAAGAAGAAAAAGAUAAUUAAUAAGAAGGACUUAGACUAUGUUAUAAAUAUGGUAGACUGUUUGUGUUUCUUAGAGGGUGCUAUGGAUUUCUAAUACCAAUGAUAACUAAUGUAAACUGUACCUUACGAGGAAAGUAAAAAUAGGAUUAAGUAAUUGUUAAAACUAAUUAAGGAUUAAAUUAAAUCAAACUACAAACUA